This is a messenger RNA of Mytilus californianus (California mussel), 1907 nucleotides long. RefSeq names its product peptidase M20 domain-containing protein 2-like. NCBI's taxonomy places the organism in Eukaryota, Metazoa, Mollusca, Bivalvia, Mytilida, Mytilidae. The transcript has 7 exons. Gene Ontology annotation, molecular function: dipeptidase activity. The coding region runs from base 29 to 1303 and encodes 424 amino acids. The record is from RefSeq and is a predicted model, not a curated record.
AUCUUAAAUCGAGUAAAUUUCAGAACUAAUGUUUGUAGCUACAGUAUUUAGAAUUCAGACAAGAUUUUGUCAGACACUGAACUUAUCAAGGACACUAUGUUUACACAAAGUUAACCAUAAAAGUAUGUCUGACAUAAAGUCUGUUGCUUGUACAUUCAUCGAAGAAAAUAAAAAACGACUCAAUGACCUCAGCCAAGACAUUUGGAAAACACCAGAGCUAGGUUUCCAAGAGUUUCAUGCACAUGGAGUGCUCACAAAAUUUCUUGAGGAAAACGGAUUUGAUGUGACUAGAAAGUACAAACUAGACACUGCCUUCCGAGCUGUUUAUGGUGAUGGAAAGCCCCAUAUUGCAGUUAUAUGUGAAUAUGAUGCUUUACCUAAUAUAGGACAUGCAUGUGGCCAUAAUCUUAUCGCAGAAGUAGGCGUGGCUACAGGAAUUGCGAUAAAGGAAGCAAUGUCAACAAAAAACCUGAAAUGCGGAAAGCUGUCAGUAAUUGGUACACCAGCAGAAGAAGGGAAAUGCGGAAAGUCAUACAUGAUAGCUGCAGGUGUAUUUGACGACGUUGAUGUGGCCAUGAUGGCUCAUCCAUCACAGUUCACAUUAUCUAAACCUCUUAUGGUUGCUAUGACUCCAGUCCACAUUACUUUUACGGGAAAGGCAUCGCAUGCAUCGUCUUUCCCCUGGGACGGAGUCAAUGCUUUAGACGCAGCAGUAACCUGUUAUAACAAUAUAUCAUGUAUGAGACAGCAGAUGAAACCAAUGUGGAGAGCUAUGGGUAUAAUUAAAAAGGGAGGGGAUGUCCCAAAUAUUAUUCCUAAUGAAGCAGAACUCGAAUACUACCUCAGCACACCAACAGACGAAGAGCUUGAUAUUUUAAAGGAGAAACUCGUUGGUUGUAUCGAAGGUGCAGCAACUGCAACAGGAUGUAAGGCAACAUACAAAUUUGCCGAUCACUUUUAUUCCGCUUUAAUGUCAAAUAACAGAAUGGCAAAGCUGUUUGAAUAUAAUGCGUCAUCUAUUGGCGUCCAUAUAGACAAUGAUCCGGAUGUGGUACUUAAAUAUGGUGGUGCCACGGACAUGGGAAAUGUAUCAAGGAUUGUUCCGAGUAUACAUCCUAAGUAUUAUAUCGGCACAAAAAUAUGCAACCACAACGAAGGAUUCACAACAGCUUCGGGAGACCAAGCAGCACAACCAUACACAUUAGCUAUAUCAAAAGCUUUGGCAAUGACAGCAUUGGAUAUCUACACAAAACCAGACGUUCUUAAAGAGAUAAAGGAAGAAUUUAAUGACCUUAAACAAUAGUAUUAUGACAUAAUAAUUGUAAUUAAAAUGAUCAAACAAUUUGCGCCGUAAUCGUAUUACACCUCGAUGUGUCCUACAGAUUGUCUUUGUACUACCAUCUUUACUUGGCAUUACAAGUGUCUUAGUGGUUUUGUAAAAAGGAUUUUUCGUAGGCAAAAAGCUCAAAAUACAUAGAGAUUGCAUAAGAUUAACAUUUUCAACAAGUAAUUGUGUCUGCAAAUGACCUUAUUUUCCUUUUCAAGUUGAAUUUGUUUGUCUCUAGGAUUAUGAGUAUAAUUCCGUUCACAUAUAUCAACCUAAUUUCCAUGGUCCGUUGGUUAGGUUAGUUUUUAGUUUGUUCGAAUUGGUCUGUCUCUUAGGCAAUAUGCAAGAACAGGUCCGCAGUGUUUUGUAAGUGAACUAAAAACUACACAUGAUAGGUGAACAAUAUUUGGUAUGAAACUUUCGGUACAGUGUUCACUAACAUACAAAGUUAUUUAAAAGUGGUACAUUAAUAAAUAUUGUAAUCUCAUCUUACGACUGUUAAGUAAUAGCUACUUUGUACUAGGCGUUCAGGUGGUAUUACAUACAAUAUAAGGACAAUGUCCGAUCGUUCUUGUCUCCA